Cladophialophora psammophila CBS 110553 is the source of this 1515-nucleotide messenger RNA. RefSeq lists its product as uncharacterized. The transcript is spliced from 6 exons. Gene Ontology annotation, biological process: DNA-templated transcription. Gene Ontology annotation, molecular function: zinc ion binding; DNA binding. The coding region runs from base 1 to 1515 and encodes 504 amino acids. NCBI's taxonomy places the organism in Eukaryota, Fungi, Ascomycota, Eurotiomycetes, Chaetothyriales, Herpotrichiellaceae. The record is from RefSeq and is a predicted model, not a curated record.
AUGGAAACGAGACUCUCUACACUUCGAGCCUCGGAACCAGAUGCGAAGGACGCGUGGUUGUAUACCAGACGUUUCUUUGAAGCAGCCCCUGGAGCGAAAUUCGGAGUUGUGCAGCGGUCAUGGUUCGAAACACGACUUCGAGCCCACACGAACAGCCCGAACAGGGAUGAUGAGCCUGCUUGGUAUGCUUUGAGAAACGUCAUCUUUGCGACCGGAUCUCGAUUGCACCUAGCAAAAACCACCACAUUCCGUGAAGCGUGCCAGAUAUCGUGGGGAUGGUUUGAGAAUGCGCUUUCCGUGCACACGGAAAUAUUGUACUUCAAAACCUCGAUUCUAGGCUUACAAGCCUUGACCCUGAUGGCAUACUUUGUCGACGAACUGGGCAGCCCGGCACUGGAGUACAUGCUCUGCUCCAACGCUCUGAGGUUGGCAUGUUCCAAGGGCCUGCAUCGACAAGCUGUCUCGUCGUGGAACCUCACUCCACAGGAAGCCUGCCAGCGCGACUGGAUUUUUUGGGCUAUUUAUUGCCUGGAAAAGAGCAUUGCCUUGCGUUCCGGGCGGCCAUCGAUCACCGAUGACGACGAUAUCAGUUGCCAGAUCCCAAUUUACGGACCUCCCGGAAGCGCAGUCGAUGUUGUAUUCUGUAACCUGUGGAUCAGGUUUGCUCAGCUGUCUUCACUUGUGAGCAAGCGGCUUUCAAGCGUACAGGCAUUCCGACGCACGACGAGCGCGACUAUUGACAAUGUUAUCGACUUAGAUCAGCAACUCCGCAGCUUGAAGGACUCGAUGGCUUACAUUUUCUGUGUUGACGCUCCCAUUAAUCCGUCCUCGUUGCCUGCUGGUAUGAGCCUCAAUCAGGCACUUGAUGUGCAAUUUACCUACUACGACCUACUAUCUCACAUUCAUACUGCUUUGACUUAUCCUUGGUCUCAAGCAAUGCUCAGGCCUCAAGAGAACGAUAAGCAUCGAAAGCAAAUUGAAACCUCCUGCUCGAUUGUCGCCGACGCCGCUCGUUCCAUAAUACUGGCCACUAAAUGGGUCCAUCUGGAUGCGAAUUGUUCAGUACUGUCAGCGUUUACAGCCUCAAUUCAGGCUGUCAUCAAUCUCUUUAUUCACAUCUUACAGUAUCCCGAAAAUCCUUCUGUCCAGUGGGACCUCUCCCUUCUAGACAUUGGAGCUGGCCAUUUCGCAAGGCUGGAAUUUGCGACGAGAUCACAGAUAUCCAUCUCUUUCGUCAAGGACAUUGCGUCGUUGGCCCGAGCAGCGGUCAGACGCGCAAAGAAUGGACCUGUUACAUGCGGCGGCUCGACAGGUGUCAGAACGUUGGCGAACCUAGACUCUGUCUCGAGCGAGAGUGAUAUGGUGGGAGGACCAAACCACUCGCAGCCUACUGGUAUGAACCAAGAGGCUUUCGACAUCGAGCUCUCAGAUUUCCAGCCAGAAAACUUGAGCAUGUUGCUUCCAGGAAUUGAUCUUGAUGGGGGAAUGACGGACUUUUUCAAUUGGGAGCAGUGA